UACUCAUCUCAGGAAAGAGUGGUAAUAGGAAGGUCAGGUGCGUGUAGUCUGCCUAGAAGCUGUACUGCCUUGUGUUUUACAUAAGGCCGUUUUCUCCCCAUAUCACAGGACUCAAAUGUCGUUGUUCUUGCUUUGAAUUAUGGGUGCUGGGAGAAACUAAACGAACCCAUUACUGAGCAAUACACCCACAGCCCAUCGACCGAUAGGAACCUUCGCGUGGGGGGAGUUGGUUACUUUUAGUCUGCACGGAGAGGCGGGGCCUCGCAGGGCGGAGCUGGGGGUGGUCUGUGGGUCCGCGCGCGCUUCGGGUAGUUCCUGGGUCUGAGGAGCUGACGAGACAAGCGGCAGACCCGGCAGACCACAUUAAGCGCUACGUCUCUGCGUGCGCCCCUCCUGGCGCCUCAGAGCCUUGCGCUCGUGGUCCGCGCACCUCUUCCUCCGGCCGCGGCUGCUCCCUCGCUGGCCCGGCAUCCCCGAGCCCCGCGGGCGCCGCGCCUGCCCUUGUUUGGCCACGCGGCAGCCGCGGUGUUAGCGGGUCCUCUAGGGUUGCUCCCGCGGGCGUCAGAGGCGGGGAGGGCGGGCUCCCGCGUAGUGACGGCAGCGCUUGCAGCCGCAGGAGCGCUCCAUUCGCCGCCGCCGGAGGGGCCGGUGACCUCUCGGCUGCCCCACGUCAGAAGCUUAGAUGGCUCAAGCGAAGAUUAACGCUAAAGCCAACGAGGGGCGCUUCUGCCGCUCCUCCUCCAUGGCCGACCGCUCCAGCCGCCUGUUGGAGAGCCUGGACCAGCUGGAGCUCAGGGUUGAAGCUUUGAGAGAAGCAGCAACUGCUGUUGAGCAAGAGAAAGAAAUCCUUCUGGAAAUGAUCCACAGUAUCCAAAACAGCCAGGACAUGAGGCAGAUCAGUGACGGAGAAAGAGAAGAAUUAAAUCUGACUGCAAACCGUUUGAUGGGAAGAACUCUCACCGUUGAAGUUUCAGUAGAAACAAUUAGAAACCCCCAGCAGCAAGAAUCCCUAAAGCAUGCCACAAGGAUUAUCGAUGAGGUGGUCAAUAAGUUUCUGGAUGAUUUGGGAAAUGCCAAGAGUCAUUUAAUGUCGCUUUACAGUGCAUGUUCGUCUGAGGUGCCACAUGGGCCAGUUGAUCAGAAGUUUCAAUCCAUAGUCAUUGGCUGUGCUCUUGAAGAUCAGAAGAAAAUUAAGAGGAGAUUAGAGACUCUGCUUAGAAACAUUGAAAACUCUGACAAGGCCAUCAAGCUGUUAGAGCAUUCUAAAGGAGCUAGUUCCAAAACUCUGCAACAAAAUGCUGAAAGCAGAUUCAAUUAGUCUUCAAACCCGAGAGCAUUUACACAUAGUGGUGUAAAAAUGGUACAAUACUAUUUUAAUUGAUAACUAGUUCUUUGUGUUAGGUAUAGCCACUUAGUUGAUACGGAAAGUUGUCUGAGAUGAGGAAAAUAUUCCAUCAAGUAUCUUCAGUUUUGUGAAUAACAAAACUAGCAAUAUUUUAAUUAUCUAUCUAGAGAGUUUUUAGAUUGAAUUCUUGUCUCGUACUAGGAUCUAGCUUAUUUCACUAUUCUGUGGAUGAAUACAGUUUGUCGGGGAAAACAAGUGCUCAGCUAGGGAUAAGAACAUCAUCACUGCUUUUUCCUGUACUUGGUCUAGCGUGGAAUCAUGCAGUCACCUGGGGCAUUUAGCUGACUAGAAAUUUUUUUUUUUUUUUUGAGACGGAGUGUCGCUCUGUCACCCGGAUGGAGUGCAGAUCUCAGCUCACUGCAGCCUCCACCUCCCGGGUUCAGGUUAUUUUCAUGCCUCAGCCUCCCGAGUAGCUGGGAUUUCAGGCACGUACCACCACACACAGCUAUUUUUUUUUGUAUUUCUAGUAGAGGCAGGGUUUCACCAUGUUGGCCAGGAUAGUCUCAAUCUCCUGACCUCAUGAUCCACCCACCUUGGCCUCCCAAAGUGCUGGGAUUACAGGCAGGAGCCACAGUGCCUGGUCUAGAAAUUCUUUACCCCAAGCAGCACACACACAGUGUUAACAAAGCACUGUGCUUAGGAUAAAAGGAAUCACAAAACAAGAAUCUUUCCAGAGUUGUCUCAUUUAGCAAUGUUAAGGCAUCUAUACCAAAUUAUUCUGGAUAUAUUUAUGUGUCUCAAUAUGAAUGUAGUUUUUGAUACAUGAGAAACUAUGACAUAAAAUGUGAGAAAAUCACCUAUAACUUACCACUGUGAACAAUUAUAUAUCUGCUUCAUCUUUUCUCAAAUGCAUCAAUUCUCUAAAAUUCCUACGUUGUACCUUGCCUUUUUAAAAAAGUUAGAUACUGAUAUAAAGUCUGUUUAAUUGCCAACUUAGCUCUAUUUUAUGUAGUUAUAUCUUUAUCCAUUCCCCUUUUAUGAACAUGUAGGUUGUUCCCUACUUGUUGCUAUUACUGCAGUAUACUUUUGUACACAGGACUUUUUCCUUCUUUUGUUUCUGAUUUUCUCUGUGUAAAGGCCCAGGAGUGAAUUAUAUUCGGUUAAAGAGUAUAUAUGUUUUAAUGGCCUCACAGGUAUUAAAAUUUUAUAAAGGUUA
Molecule: messenger RNA, 2561 nt
Organism: Callithrix jacchus (white-tufted-ear marmoset)
Lineage: Eukaryota; Metazoa; Chordata; Mammalia; Primates; Cebidae
Gene: BAG2
Product: BAG cochaperone 2
Biological process (GO): protein stabilization
Molecular function (GO): protein-folding chaperone binding; adenyl-nucleotide exchange factor activity
Source: RefSeq, a predicted model, not a curated record